AGGAAACCACAGGCAGCCACAUUGCUCUCUUGAGUCACCGAGUACUUUCAGACACGCUCUCACACUCAUCAGUCACACACACACACAUGCACACACUUCACAGCCUGGCAGCCCGCACAGACAGCACACUCCAGGAUGACAUUGUACUGACACACUGCAAGGAAAUCUCAUCAGCUUGUUAAAGAAUCAAUUGCAACCAUGCCCAUUCUGAAGAAACUCCCGGGAAGGUCUAAGAGCUGCCACGAGUUCCCCAGAGUAAAUGGAGAACUGAUCCUCCCCCGGCUGGACCUGGACCUAAAGGACUUGAAUGACCUGAAUGACCUGAAUGAUCUGAAGGAGCUGAAGGAGCUGAAGGACCUGAACAAGAGCCUGAACCCAUUUGAUGAUGUGGAUCUUGAUGAGGAUGAGAGGAAUGCAGGUGACAUGGGCCUCAUCAUGGGGGAGGUCAGGGGUACCCUCCAGCUCAGGUCCUCCCGUGAUGGUGAAGAGGAGGAAAAUGAGGUGAACGCAGAGAGGCAUGGGGCCGGGAAUCCUAAAGGGAAGCCGCUGAGGGGAACUCUGGAGCGGAUCUGUGGAUCGUCACCUCUAAAAACCCUCGGAAAACUUGGGAAGGGGCUUCGCAUAUCAGGACGAAAUGUAUGGGGGAAUAACUCUCCCCACUACAGUCCAGGAGACUCAAACACGCUUCCACAUGAGAAGGAGAAAAAGAAAGGACUACGCAGGGGCUCUGAAGGAAUUAUGACCUUACUACGGUUUACAGGUCGACGUAAAGAGGAGCGCAGAGAGAGCCUGCCCUGUGGAAACUUGAGCAUCGACAACGAGGUGGAGGCAUCAAGGCGGCCCUCCUUCCUCAGGAUGGUCAAUCUGGGCAAGCUGAAGAGGGAGUCAAUGUCAGAUAAGGCGUCCUCCCAGGAGACUGAAGAGGACACAAUGGAGGAGGAGCCAGUGGUGAAAACCAGAGAGCCCCUCUCAGUACUGGAGAUUCUGCAGCUGGUCAAUCACAGAGACCUUCUACUGGCUGACACACACAUUCAGGAGCUGGAGCGAGAGUGUGAGCUGCUGUCUCUCCUGCCAAAUACAUCUACUCCAAGCAUCACUCCUACCCUUUGUCCAAGCCCCUCUCCCGGCAUCAUUCCCUUAUCGUCCCUAUCCUUAGAAGAAUCCCUCAGCUCAAAUGCAACUCUGGAUUCAAGCAGACGCAAGGCCAAGGAUGUGGAGCUCCUGUAUGAGGCCCUGCAGAGGGAGAUGUGGGAUGUAGUGCGGGAAUCUCUCCGCCAACCAAGCGCUGGUCCCAACCUUGGGCUGGUGGUGCUGGUAAUCCAACAGGAGGAGCAUGCUGACGCUGCCUGGGCUCUGAGAGAGGAGACAAAACCAGAGCUAGAGGGGCCGCAGAUCCAGCCCAGCAAUCGUCCCAGGCGACUGAAGAUGAAGUGGAGGCAGGCUGUGGCGGAGGCUGCAGACUGGAGCUUACCCCAUCAGGUUGACACCCAGGCAGGCCAGCUGGCUUCGUACUUGGAGCGCCUGAGGAGUCGGAUGGUGGAUGACCUGGAUGCAGCAAGGAGGAAUGCUGUGUCCAUUUACCCAGAGGAGUUUGCUGCCUUCCAGGUGUAUGUGGAAAGUUACCAUCGAGCUGUAGGCAAACGUCUUCGGACCAUCACCAGUGGCCCGCUGCAGAUCACAGACGUCUACUCACUACUGGAUUGGUUCUACAACAUCUACAACAGGGAUGUCCUUGGAACCAUUAGCACAACAACACCCAUCAGUUACUCUUCAUUGGAGCCUAUUCUUCUACAAAACACGGUGGGGCGGCUGGAGCAAGACUGCAUCAGUAUUGUUCGGGAGAAGGUGACGGUGGAGCUGACUCAGCUUCUGGAUGAAGAAGAGAGGCGAUGGGCCCAAACUCUGCACAUAGAAGAGUUUCAGACCCAUUUGGCACGCUCAGUCAUCCAGAGAAUAAAGGUGGACUUGGACAGAUCUACAUCUGUGAACCAAUUUCUGGGAGCGAGAGUGGCUCGUUGCAGUCUCAUUGGGCUAGCAGAUUUUCUUUACAAUUUCCAGAGGAAGGCUGAGAUGUUUCAUGAGACUCAGGCAGAAUUUGGAGAUCGAGGGGACGGAUAUGUUUCCAGGACCAUCGCUCUUGUCAACUGUUGCCCUCCUCUUAGGUCCUUGGUAGAGCGCUGCAGGCAGUGUGACCCACAGGCCAGUGAGGAGUCGGCCCAGAGAGCUAACUCGUCCCUGGACAGGAUCAUCAACCAGUCAGUGCGGGUGCUGUGUGACCGGCUGUUUGAGCACAUCAGGCCCUUCUUUGACAAACUGAUCAAGAGAAAAUGGUUGAACAACACGGAGGCGUUUGAGGCCAUUGAAGCCAGCAUCAAACAGCACUUCAAGAAGUUCAGACGGAUGGACUGUCCACCGUAUCAGACUCUAGUGGGCGAGGUGCACCGCAGGGUCCUGGUGGAGUACGUCAGGGCCAUAAUGCGAGGACGGGUCAUCUGCACAUCUUCCAAGAUGAGGAAGAGGAUGGCAAUCCGCCUGCAAGAUGAGGCCAAACAGCUGAAAGGACUCUUUAAGGAUCUGGAAUCAAGUUCAUCCUGGCUGGACAGCGUCAUAAUCCACCUGGCUGACAUCAUCCUGCUGGAGGACACUCCUUCCAUCCAGAUGGAGGUGGCUGUGUUGGUGAAAGAGUUUCCAGAUAUUCGGAAGAAGCAUGUCUCCACCCUGCUCAACAUACGGGGCAUGAUGCGGCAGGCGGAGCGCCAAGAGAUCCUCAACAUCGUCAAAGACUUUGAGUGCCGCAGUGCCCUCAUGUGCCGGGACCACGCCCUCUUUUCUGACAUCCCCAUCACCUCGGAGGUUCACUGCAUCAGCUUGGGUCUUCUUCGCCUCGCAAUGACCAUCACCAACUGGUUCUCAGAGCAACGUCUUAGGAUUAACCGGAGGGCCAACGCCAGAAAUGCAGCACCUCAUCCUGCUGAGUGUCAGAAUAUGGAGGACAUGAAUAAACUGCACAGAGAAGACUAGCUGUGCUGUUCAGAGUGAAGAUACUGAUGAGAUGUACAUGCACCUUGAUCAAAGACUGAUUGUACCAAAUAUUGCUACCAGCCACUUAAAGAGACUUGACCUCAGGUACUGCACGUACUGUACACGCUCUCUGACUUACUGAUCCUUCUCCAUCUCCAGAUAUGCAUCUUUAACAGAAAUGUGAAACAGGCUGUGUGUUUUAAUAGCUCACCACAAGCUUUAGUAUGUUAAUGUUGAUCUUUAGAAGUAGACAAGUGGUGUAAAAUAAAUUGAUGGCAAACUGGCGAAGCUAGUGUCCAUAACUAGGACUCACAAGGUAAUCCCAGUCUUUGCUCUAUCAUUGCUCCUCUUACAUUCAUUUUCAGGAAUAUUUCAUGAAUAUGAAGAUAUCGUUUAAUUUUAUAUUCAUUUACCUGUGACUCACACUUUGAGGCCUGUAGAAAUGUGGCAAGAGGUAGUACAGAUGCAUAUACAACAAAGUUGGGAAUCUUAUCGAGCAUCUGCAAAAAUCUGAGUGCAAAUAGACAUUAAAAAGAGUUUUAAAAAACUAGUUCACAUGUGUCUGAUCAGACUCCUGGCUCUGCACACACUACGGUGGCAUAUGUGAAAUACAUUGAAGUGCAACCAAAAGCAACUAGAGCUGAAAUAAAUGUACUGAUCUCUGGGGAGCAUAAUGACCCCCACCCCACAUCUACAGAGUGACCAAAAGUUUCAGACUAGGCUGAAGUGGUAGAGGCAAAGCUUUGCCAGCAGUAGGAGCAGCAUUGUGUGUGGAGAAUUGGUGCAGCAGGGCUGAGUGAGAAGGAAGUUGAUUUAGAGGGACUGCCUUGUGGUGUGAAUGUGUUGGAAUUGGCGUGUUGCUUGGUAGAAAUGAUGAAUCCAUCAUCAGGCUGUUGGCUGAUUACAGUUGGGGCGUAUGACUUCUGUGUCCUGCGUGAACUAACACAAUGCUUAAUUUCUGUAUAAUGACAGAAAUAAAUGCGCUCUGCCGUCGAUUAACGAAGGCUGGUAUUGAUUUUGGGUUUUGCAUUAUCAAACAAGAGGAAGUCUGCAUCCUGGCUGUACUCAUUCAGAAAUUAGCAGCACAGUUCAGUGUAUCAGUUUGACCAGUAUAAUCAAAAAAUUGUUCAUCCAUCUUUCCUGGAACAAUCAGGGCCACUGACUAUAUAAUGAUAGAGACAGCACCUCCCUCUCCUCCCAUUGUAAGACAUGAAGCCAAAAUACCACCUGAUGGGUGCUAACAAAUUGUGCGGGUGCACAGAAGGGAUCAGGCUGUUCAAGCCAGGUCUGGUAUGGAGUCACACCAAUCAAAAAACACAUUUAACUUACUGAUAAGAUGACAUAGAUCCAUCAGGUGAAUAGAUUCUUGAGUUGGUUUGAAGCAGACACUUAUGGCUUUGGAAAGUUCAAUAACACUUGAGUUUUUGUUUGUUAUUAUUUCUCUUGCUGUUCCUCCUCUAGUCUGAUAAUCCAGUUGAGAAUGCUGCAGGAGCCUCAUUGUUCAACAGAGCUGUCAAUCAUGGUGUCAUCUCCCCUUUUUUAACAUCAAAUAACUAAAUAAAACUAAUCCUUUACAAAAAUGAGCGCUUACACAUAAAUCAGUAUAAUAAAAAACAACUCUCUUGACAGAAACCAUUUGUUUAUUUUAUUUUUUUAAACCCAUGUUGUAUCUGUUAUAAUGGAGGAGGUGGGCUCUAAGGCUGCAGUAUAUUUGUUUAUAGUCCAAUAAGCCACUUGAAGGGUGAGGAUUGAGUUUGUGUUCAGAAAUGAUAUUUAAAAGCAGGUUUUAGCUGCACUGGCAUUACAGAUGUAUUAUAAAGUCUACUUCCCAUGCCUGCUGAUGGCUUCAUGGAUCGCAUUACAAUUAAUGUGUUCACCUAUCUGUUUUCCUGCACCCAACAAAUGCCUGCUAGAACACCUUGGAUAAAGAAAAUAAUUAUACUGAUGGAAAUCAUAUCCUGGCAUUAAAAUCUCAUCCUUAUGCAGGAUCUGCGAUUAUUAGAGAGUUGUAGUCGCCCAUAGUGUUGUGCCUCCAGCUAUCAACCGUCAUGCUGCCCUCUGUUUCUGUAAUUCAUCUCAUCUUACAUGUUUCUCCAGUCCCCUCCAAAGCAAUGGUAUCUACCAAAUGUAACUUUUCUUUCUCUCCAGCCCUUUCCUCCUCAUCAUCUUUGCAGAAAUCAAUUUCCACAGACAGUUCAAUAUGAUUUAAGAAGUAUUUCUUUUUAAACUGUAUUUACCCAACCAUAUAAACCCAUUCUCUGGUAUAUAGUCCAUAUGUAUGUAGGGAUAUACUGUUUGGAAAUGUAAAUGUGUUGAACUCUUACUGUGAAUGAAAUGGAUCUGUUGCUGGAAACGUAAUAAAAGCCCAUUGACUGGGUCGACUAAAGAGA
This is a messenger RNA of Notolabrus celidotus (New Zealand spotty), 5411 nucleotides long. It is a transcript of the gene exoc3l2a, whose product is annotated as exocyst complex component 3-like 2a. Gene Ontology annotation, biological process: exocyst localization; exocytosis. NCBI's taxonomy places the organism in Eukaryota, Metazoa, Chordata, Actinopteri, Labriformes, Labridae. The record is from RefSeq and is a predicted model, not a curated record. Gene Ontology annotation, cellular component: exocyst. Bases 199 to 3021 code for a protein of 940 amino acids. Gene Ontology annotation, molecular function: SNARE binding. The transcript is spliced from 13 exons.